Messenger RNA from Gigantopelta aegis, 3386 nucleotides. Its product is annotated as A disintegrin and metalloproteinase with thrombospondin motifs 16-like. Gene Ontology annotation, cellular component: extracellular matrix. Bases 17 to 3013 code for a protein of 998 amino acids. Lineage: Eukaryota; Metazoa; Mollusca; Gastropoda; Neomphalida; Peltospiridae. The record is from RefSeq and is a predicted model, not a curated record. Gene Ontology annotation, molecular function: metalloendopeptidase activity. Gene Ontology annotation, biological process: proteolysis; extracellular matrix organization. The transcript has 21 exons.
CUAUGUGGUGGAGCCGAUGCCGGCACUGAUGCGUGGUGGUCGCCAUGACGAAGACAAUGGAGUCCCUCACAUUAUAUACUCAAGUGCAGCUCUCCACAGACACAACCUGAACAAAUAUGAAGCCAGGGACUACAGAGAUACGUCAGAUUUCACUCCCAGAGAGGUUCGCUCAAAUCCUGAUCGUGGGCGUCGGUCAGCCGACACUCACCGGUCCAGUCAAAGUGAUGACCAGACCGUGGAAACGCUGGUUGUGGUGGACAAGACAAUGUACUGGGACCACGGAAAACCCAACAUUACCAUGUAUAUACUCAGCAUAUUUAAUAUUGUAUCACAGUUAUUCACAGACACUAGUAUUGGUCGUCAGAUAGAGAUUGUUCUCGUUGGGCUGGUGCUCCUGGAGGGAGAUGAGCCUGGAUUAGAAAUUGGUUACCAUGCCGACCACACUCUUAACAGUUUCUGCCAAUGGCAGUCAGUUCUCAGUGAUGCCAAUGCCAAAAAACAUGAUCAUGCCAUACUUCUCACUGGCAUGGAUAUAUGCUCAUACAAAAAUGCUCCUUGUGAUACUCUUGGUUUUGCUCCCAUAAAAGGAAUGUGUAAUCCUAUAAGAAGCUGUAUUGUGAACGAAGACACUGGACUAGCUACAGCAUUCACCAUAGCUCAUGAAAUUGGUCAUAAUUUUGGAAUGUUCCAUGAUGGUGAGGGAAACUUCUGCAAGAUGAAUGCUGGGAACAUCAUGUCUCCAACACUGACAGGACAAAAUGGCCGCUUCAGCUGGUCUACGUGUAGCAACAGUUAUCUGUAUAAAUUUCUAAAUUCCGUCCAAUCAAAGUGCCUGACAGAUCAGCCUCGACAAGUUGCCGAACUCAAGUUUCCCGACAAGCUACCUGGUCAGCUCUUUGAUGCAGACAUUCAGUGUAAACUGCAGUUUGGAAAAAAUGCACGAGUCUGCACCUUUGAAUUUGGCAAGACAGAGUUGUGUCAGAGUCUGUGGUGUUUUAAAGGAAGUCGUCUCUGUGAAACUAAAUUCCUCCCUGCUGCAGAGGGCACAUCAUGUGGACCAAGCAAAUGGUGUCGCCACGGCCGGUGUAUCCGGUAUGGACAAGAAGGACCUCACCCAGUGGAUGGUAACUGGUCGCAGUGGACAGCGUGGUCCCAGUGCACUCGUAGCUGUGGUACAGGGGUGAAGCAACGCACUCGACACUGUGGCAGUCCCGUGCCUCAGUAUGGAGGAAAGCCUUGUGAAGGGAAAGCACUUUUGCAAAAACUUUGUAGUUUACAGGAAUGUCCAAAAGGUAGUUUGGAUUUCCGCAGUCAGCAGUGUGCAGAAUUCAACAAAAAACCAUUCAGAGGCUGGCAUUACAAGUGGAGACCUUACAAGGAGAUCAAAGAUGAGGAAGAACAGUGCAAGCUGUACUGCCAGGCUGAAAACUAUAAUUUCUUCUUUGCCCUGAACAAUGAAGUUAAAGAUGGAACCAGAUGUAAUGAACAUUCAGACAAUAUUUGCAUUAAAGGUUCCUGCAAGGAAGCUGGAUGUGAUCUUGUUGUAGAAUCCACAGCCAGGAAAGACCGGUGUGGAGUGUGCAUGGGGGAUAACUCCACUUGUAAUGUCGUAGCCGGUGCUUACAUAGAACAAGCAAAGCAUAACACCUACUUUCCUAUUGUGGUCUUACCCAAAGGUGCAAGAAGCAUUUAUAUCCACGAGAGGGAGGUUGCACCCAGCUACUUGUCAAUAAAGAAUGUGUAUGGAAAGUACUAUCUGAAUGGUGGCUGGCGACUUGACUGGGAUGGGGUGUAUAUGUUUGCGGGUGUGCGUUUUGUUUAUAAGAGACUGUAUGACAAACCAGAGUCAUUGUCCAGUGAUGGGCCCUUGCAGGAAGAUCUAGUGUUGGAGAUACUGGUUCAGGGAGACAACCCAGGGAUCCUCUAUGAGUACACCAUGCCCAGGAGAUCCUCUGCUCCGACACCGGUUCCCACCUGGACGAAUUUUACCUGGACUGUCGUGCUGUCGUCAUGCAGUGAACAGUGUGCUGGAGGAGAACAGUCGUCUUCUGGUCACUGUACGAGAGAUGAUGGGGAGGAAGUGGACCCACGAUACUGUAAUCCUAAAACACAGCCCAAGACUGGACUCUUCCCCUGCAACCAGAAACCGUGUAGAGCAAGGUGGGAAGUGGAAACUUGGAUGCGAUGCUCCAAAAGCUGUGGAGGAGGCAAACAAAAAAGAAGAGUAAUUUGUAAGCAGAAAGUGUCGGCUUACCGUGACAAAAAAGUGCGAAGAAAACAUUGUCGCCAACUGACCCGACCCAACAAAUGGCAACAGUGUAAUACACAGGAAUGUCCACCACGUUGGCAUGCUGGGAAAUGGUCAUUUUGCUCUGUUACUUGUGGUAAAGGAACCAAAUCAAGGGAGAUAACUUGCCGCAGUAGGACACUACAUGGUCAGAUCUUGUUGCCUGACAGCAUGUGUCAACUGCAACCUCAGCCUCGAUUGUCCAGACCAUGUCGACGCAAGCCGUGCUUUAAACCUAAACUGCAGUGGGUUGUUUCUUCAUGGCAUCACUGUUCUGUGACGUGUGGUGAGGGUCAAAGAUCAAGGAUGUUAAGGUGCACCAGGAGUGACAGGUCUGGCCACUGGGUGACAACAGACCACCGAGACUGUGCACGUAUUCCGAAGCCCAACAUAACAUUGGAGGAGAGAUGUCAGGAAGCACUCUGUCCCGUGAAGUUGCCAGAGUGGUAUGCUUCACGCUGGGCUGUGUGUUCUGUUAGCUGUGGGCGGGGAGAAAGAACACGCCUUGUUCACUGUAUUGACAGGACUCAAAGACAACUGUCCACAGGAUGUGACCCAUUGUUAAAACCAGCCGAGAGGGAACCAUGUAAUAUGACAGUGUGUCCAACACCAGACCCACAGUGUCGAGAUGAAUUUGACUGGUGUGAACGGGUUCCCAUUUACAAAGUUUGUCAUCACAAGUUUUAUGGUACCAAAUGCUGUCAGUCUUGCCAUAGGAGGAGGUAACAGGAUAUCAAACAGAAUAUUAGUAACAUGGUGUUAAAUGUAACAGGAUAACAUGGUGUGAAAUGUAACAGGAUAUAACACAAUAACAUGGUGUUAAAUGGAACAAGAUAUCAAACAGGAGAACUUGUUAAAUGUAAAAUGAUAUCAUGCAUGAUAACAUGGUGUUAAAUGUAAUAGGAUGUCAAACUGGAAACUAUGGUGUUAAAUGUAAUUGAAUAGAUGAUUGUGUGAAGAGCAGGAUAUCAGAUAGGAUAUUACAGCAUUGAACAUAACAUGAUAUCAAAGGAUAAUAUGGUGUUAACAUUGGGUUAAAUGUAACACAAUAUCAAACAGAAUAAUAAGGUGUUAAAAUGGUGUUAAACAUAUCAUGAUA